AUGACUCUGUUGUUUAUGUUCACGUAUAGUUGCGAUGGCGUGAUAGAGCACAGCGACAAAGUUGCUUUAGGAGCAUAUUCAGCUUUGUGGACGAUCAUGCCGAUGAACAAAUUUGGACGAAUGCUCCGAAACGAUUUAAUACUGGUGAUCGAGCGAUCAAGACGAGUUUGUUGCCUAACCGCGAACGGAUUUUUCCCCAUAUCGUUGGAAACUUACACUACGUCAAAAUCGAGGAGGAAAGGUCGUCAUGCAUAAGGCGGAAUACUCGGAUAUUUCCGUUGCAAUAACGCAGAUUCUAUUGAAGUUCACGGGUGUCUCGAUAGCCACAAAUGAUGCCGAAGAACGUUUAAAAAGAAUCGCUAUGGCGUCCACAAUCGGCUUUCAUGUUUUCUCCAUGUACGUAAAUAUCAGUGACAUUUAUCACAGUUGGGACGAUUUUAACCAUUGCGUUUUUGCGUUGUCCAGCUUACUAAGCAUCAGUCUACCGUUUUUCAAAGUUAUGGUGUUAUACAUUCUCAGAACGGAAUAUGAAGAAAUAAUUUCAUAUGUAAAGCAGAAUUUUUGGCAUCUCAGAUACAAAGAUAACGAUAGGAUGCUUUUCAUGGAAUGUCAGAAGUUGUGCAAAUUUUGGACCAUAACCGCAUACAUUUUUAUGCAAUCGAGCCUGUGUUUCUAUAUAGUUACACCGUUAUAUACUAACUAUGGGAAAAACAAAUCAGAGAGGAUACUUCCGUUUCAAAUGUGGCUCGAUAUACCGUUGAGUAUGACACCGUAUUAUGAAAUACUGUUCACCAUGCAGGUACUAGCUUUAGAACAAGUCGGUAUGACUUUUCUAAGCAGUGACAACUUCGUAUGCAUAGUGAACGUGAACGUGAUUUACCAAUUCCGCAUGCUCCAAUACAGGCUUUCGAAUCUGUGGAAGACCAUCGCCGAACAAAAUGAAAAAAUAGAUUACACCGAGGAAUGUUAUACGACGUUGAAGAAAUGCAUCAGGCGGCAUCAGGCAUUGAUCGAAUUCUGCGACAAGCUCGAAAACGUUUAUACAUUACCAAUUCUCGGCCAUGUCAUAGUCUUCAGUCUGUUAAUGUGCAUCGAUGCAUACGAGAUAUUCCUGGCAGACGUACCUACUACGACGCGUCUCAUUUUCGUUUGCACCGUGAUGGGUAGCUUUGUCCACAUAAUUUUCUUCACGUAUACUUGUCACGGAUUGAUAGAGGAAAGUACGAAAGUAAGCUUUGCAACGUAUUCAGGCUGGUGGACGAUUUUACCAAUGACUGAAACUGGCAAAAUGAUACGAAAGAACGUGAAUAUAAUGAUGAUGAAGUCGACACGGCCGUGUUAUCUGUCAGCCGGUGGAUUCUUCCCUGUGUCUUUGGAAACAUCUACUGCGAAAACGAGGGAUUUGUCGAUCACUAUCGUGUCCUUUUACAUGAGAAUAGCUGGCUUUUGGCUGUCGAAGAACUAUGCGGAAGAACGCUGGAGGAAGUUUGCUAGAAUAUAUUCGACCAGUGCGGUCUUCGUCGCCAGCGGGAUCGAGAUAAGAGAUUUGUAUUUUAGUUGGGGUGAUUUCAGCGAUACUAUAUACACCAUGUGCAACGUCGUAACCAUCAUCCUAGUUCUUUUCAAAUGUUUGAUUUCAUUUGUAUAUAAAAAGGAACUGAUCGGCUUGAUACAGUACGCGAAAACGAACUUUUGGCAUUCGAAUUACGACACGCACGAGCAAAUGAUUAUGGACAAGUGUAAACGUUCGUGUGCGACUCAUGUUUGUAUUUUCACUUGCCUUGUUCAGGGAACGGCUAUCUCUUACCUGGUAGAGCCAAUUAAAGAAAAUAUCGGGAAAAAGGAAACAGAUCGAAUACUUCCAUUUAAUUCGUGGCUAAACCGCACGCUGUACUAUAGGACGCCGUAUUUUGAAAUCCAGUUCUUAGUAGAGAUUCUGGCUUUGUUUUAUGUCGGCGUGUGCUACCUUUGCUUCGACAAUAUUUUGUGCAUUAUAAAUCUGCAUACUGCUGGACAGUUCCGUAUAUUGCAAUACAGAUUUGGAAACAUAUGCAACACGAACGAUCACGAAAAAUUCCGUGAAGUUUCGGAGAAAUCGUCGUACAAUAUAUAUAAAUACAGGAGGCUUAAGACUUACAUUCAACAACACCAAAUGCUCAUCGCAUAUUGUAAAUCGCUCGAGCAUGUAUUUAGCUUAAUUGUGUUUUGGCAAGUGUCACUCUUCAGCUUGUUAAUAUGCCUCGAUGGUUACUUAGCUCUUACGAGCGGCAUCCCUCUAACAAGACGGCUUGUUUUCAUAAUUCAUAUGAUGGGUAGCACCUAUCAAUUGCUGAUGUUCACUUAUAGUUGCGAUACUUUGAUACGAGAUAGCUCGAACGUGGGUACAGCCGUAUACGGGAGCUUAUGGUCGCUCCUGCCAAUGGACAAAUACGGGAAAAUGUUACGAAGAGAUUUGAUACUAGUUAUCUUGAGGUCUAAAACACCCUGUUGCCUAACUGCCAGUGGAUUCUUCAUAGUAUCAUUGGAAACAUUUACCAAAGACGCAACAUUCACUGCUUCCACAGCGAUACCUCUUUUAAUAGCAACGGUAAAGGCCAUCACGUUCACUGUCCGAAAACCGGAAAUAACGUGGCUACUCGAACGGAGCCAGAAAUACUUUUGGUACAAGGGACACAACGCAUUUGAGAAAAGAAUCAUGGACAAACUGAAUAAAAAAUCCAUACUGUAUAUGGGUUCAUAUACAUUUUUCAUCUAUGGAACAGCCGUUGUAUACACAGUGUAUCCUUUCUUUGUAAACAUUGGGAAAACUGGGGAGGACAGAAUUCUGCCGUUCCAUUUCAGACUGUUCAAAGUACCCUCGACAAGGACACCGUACUACGAAGUUAUAUUCGGAGUAGAGGUGAUAUCAGCUCUGCACGCAGGAAUUUGCUUUUGCUGUUUUGACAAUUUAUUAUGUAUACUGACUCUACACGUAGGCGGACAGUUCAAGAUUCUACAAAAUAGAUUAGAAACGAUAUUUCGAAGCUUGUCGGAGAAAAAAUCAUUCGAAAUAUACGAGGAGUUCAAAGAGUGCAUAAUGUAUCACCAUUUGCUUAUUACGUACGUGGAGAAAUUGGAAUGCGUGUUCUGCUUUCCCCUAAUGUUUCAGCUGUUAAUGUCCAGUAUAGUGUUAUGCCUCUCGGGCUUUCAGUUAACCAUGGCUAGCGAAGAACUUGUGAAGAAAUAUCUGUUCCUGAGUUAUGCCAUCAGCGGUGUCGUACAGGUAUAUAUGAUAACACGGAUUUGCGACGACGUAAUGGAAGAAAGCAGCGGCAUAGGAAAUGCGAUAUACAGUUGCAGUUGGGAGACAACAUCUUAUGUAAUGUUCAAUAAAUUCAGGAAAGAUAUGAUCACUGUAAUGAUACGAACGAAAUAUCCUUGCUACCUCACAGCUGCAAAAUUUUUCCCCAUCUCUCUUAAGUCGUUCACAAAU
Messenger RNA from Heterotrigona itama, 3472 nucleotides. The record is from the annotation of a GenBank genome assembly. NCBI's taxonomy places the organism in Eukaryota, Metazoa, Arthropoda, Insecta, Hymenoptera, Apidae.